GCAAGAGCAGAGCUCUGAGGGAGAGAGAGAGAGAGGGAGAGAGGAGAGGAUGGAGGAGUGAAAAUGACAAUGACAGUUUGUAGGGCAGGCGUUUGCUAAGAGGUGGGAAGCAAAAGUGAAGGAAGAAAGAAGAGCAGGGAGCAGAGAGAACUAAAGCUUAAAGGGCAAAAUAAAAGUGAAAAGAAAGAAUAAGAAAACAGGAGGUGAGAAGAAGUGAAGGGAAGGAGUUACAAGAGGAAAAGAAAGCAACAGAACCAACAGUAGGUUGACGGGUCACCAUGACAACAGAAGCAGGCUCUGAGACCGAGGUGAAGGAGAAAGCGGAAGAGUCAGCUGCUCAGCCGGACCAGUCAGAGAAGACCACAGAAGAGAACCAGGAAGUCGCCAACGCUGAGGGAGAGGAGAAAGAAAAAGAGAAGGAGAAGGACAAAGACGGCAAAGGAAUCUCUCGAUAUCUGCCAACAUGGCUUAAGAAGCAGAAGUCUCAGAGCCAGACUUCACCGACCAAGGAAGUCCCAUCCACAGAGGAGGCAUUAAGCAAGGUGACAAAGGACGAGGACGCGCCUGCCCCAGAAGUGAACGGUCACGCGGAGGAAGUGGAAGAGAAGGAGGACGUCAAGUCGGAGAAAGUGAAGGAAAAAGAAGCAGAAUCUCAUUCCAACGCUACUGCUGACACUGAGCCUGCCGAGGAAGAGAAGGUGGAAGAGAGCACUGAGAAAAGUCUCGAAGGGACCAAGUCAACAGCUGUAGGUGAAGGAGCAGAGGAGGAGAAGGAGCAAGGAGGAGAGGCUGCGGAGGAAGCGGAGGGAGAAGGCCAAACCUCCAUUUUCCAGUCUCCCCUCCGUUUGGUGAGGAAAACCAAGAUGAAGCUGGUGGUGUGUCACGUGACCCUCCUGGACGGGACAGAUUUCACCUGUGAGGUGGAGAAACGUGCAAAGGGCCAGUUCUUAUUCUUUAAGGUGUGUGAGCAUCUUAAUCUAAUGGAAAAAGACUACUUUGGUCUAUCAUACAUUGACAACCAUGAACAGAAGUGUUGGUUGGAUCCCACUAAGGAAAUCAAAAGACAGAUACGCAGUAACAACUGGCAGUUUUCAUUCAACGUCAAGUUCUACCCUCCUGACCCCUCACUGCUCACUGAAGACAUAACUAGGUACCUGUUGUGUCUUCAGCUCCGCGAAGAUGUGGCGUCCGGCCGUCUGCCUUGCUCAUUUGUCACUCACGCUCUGCUGGGGUCAUACACAUUGCAGGCAGAAUUUGGUGAUUAUGAACCUGACCAGCCCCGGCCUCUGGAUUACAUCAGCCAGGUGACCUUUGCGCCCAAUCAGAACAAAGAGAUGGAGGAGAAGAUUCUCGAGCUCCACAAGUCUCACAGGGGAUUGACACCAGCACAGGCUGAUACCCAGUUUCUAGAAAAUGCCAAGAAAUUGUCCAUGUAUGGGGUUGACCUGCACCAUGCUAAGGAUUCUGAAGGUGUGGACAUCAUGCUCGGUGUGUGUGCCAACGGCCUCUUGGUCUACAAAGACAGACUUCGGAUAAACCGUUUUGCUUGGCCUAAAAUACUCAAGAUUUCGUACAAGAGGAACAACUUCUACAUUAAGAUCAGACCAGGAGAGACGGAGCAGUUUGAGAGCUCUGUGGGAUUCAAACUCCAGAAUCAUCGAUCUGCCAAAAGGCUGUGGAAAGUCUGUGUGGAGAAUCACAGUUUCUUCAGGUUAAACGCACCAGAACCUCCUACCAAGGCCCGCUUUUUGACUCUGGGCUCUAAGUUCCGUUAUAGCGGACGAACCCAGGCCCAGACCCGCCUGGCCAGCACCCUCAUAGACCGACCUGCACCCGCUUUUGAACGCACCUCAUCAAAACGCAUCAGCCGCAGUCUAGAUGGAGCACCGAUGAUCAGCAUAACAGAGGCCGGCACAGCUGAGAAUGGACGUGAACCCCACUUGGAGCUCCACUCUGACUCUAAGAGUCCAUUGAGAGUGCAUGGGGACAAUAUUUAUGUGAGGCACAGUAAUUUAAUGUUGGAGGACCAUGAUAAGACCCAAGAAGACGUUCUGAAACACCAAGCUAGCAUUAGCGAGCUAAAACGCUCCUUUAUGGAGGCGCCACCUCCCUCUCCUCCUCAGCCCAACCAGUGGGAGAAACGUCUCACCUCCUCUCCCGCUACAACGAUACGUGUUCAACAGCAACAAGUGGCGAGUGUGCCCGAAACGGAAGCAGCUGCUGCCGAUAACACGAACACUGACACCAAAGAACCUGGAAAGACAACCGAAGUCGAAAUCGAAGAAACCGUUGUCGUCCAAGAGGUUUCCAAAGCAACCAAAUCCAGACUUGUCACAGUCACUCCCAGCUCCUCCGCUGAGCCGUCGGCGGAGCAGGAAACGAGAAAGCAGGAAGUGAAAGUCGUAGAGGAAGCGGUUGUGGAGGAAGAAGCAAAGGCGAGGAAGCAGGAGAGCGUUUCCUCCGAGAGCGAGAGCGAGGAAGAAGCAGAGUAUCACCCAAAUGUCUCUGUAUCCAUCUCUCACACACAAAUACCAGAGGAGAAGGAAGAGGAAGAGGAUCAAGAGAAGAAAGAGGAGGAUAAGACGGCAGAGCAAGACAUGCCGGCUCCAGUUUCUACUUCUUCUUCUUCUUCUGUUCCCGCUGAAGUGAGCCAGCCUGCAGAAGCUGCCUGUCAAGAGGGAGAGGAGUCCAGGACAAAGGAAGCUGAACCAGAGAAGAUGAAGAAUAAUCCAGUGGAGGUGAAGGAAGGCGACGUGACUGAGGAGAGCACAGACGAUCCAAUGGUGACACCCGAUGAAGCUCCCAACGGACUCACCGUGCCCGAGGAGGGCGUGGACGUGGCGGACGCACCUGCAGAGGAAGAGGAGGAGCCUAAAGUGAAUGGAGAAGCCUCACUGGUUGAAGCAGAACCGCGGCCACAGGUUAUUUGUUGCUCUGAGCCACCUGUGGUAAAGACAGAAAUGGUGACUAUAUCAGACACGUUUGCGGCCCAGAAAACUGAGAUAGCUACAAAAGAAGUGCCCAUCGUACAUACGGAAACCAAGACCAUCACAUACGAAGCUGCACAGUUGGAUGGGAAUGGCGAUGGUGAACCUGGAGUGUUGAUGACAGCUCAGACAAUCACCUCUGAAUCCCUCUGUACUACUACAACCACACACAUUACCAAGACAUUGAAGGGUGGCCUAUCAGAGACGAGGAUUGAGAAACGCAUCGUCAUUACAGGCGACUGUGACAUCGACCACGACCAGGCACUGGCCCAGGCCAUAAAGGAAGCCAAAGAGCAACAUCCUGACAUGUCUGUUACCAGGGUGGUGGUUCAUAAAGAAACUGAACUGGCUGAGGAGGAGGAUUGACAGAACUCAGAGUUGAAAGGCCCAUCGUGACUGUUUUCUCCGUUGAUGUUAAACGACCUUCAUCACCCCACAACAACCAACCUUGACUGACUGAAGAAGAAAAGGAGGAGCUAGAGAACAGGAGGAUGAGGGGGGGGGAGGGAGGAGAGGUUAGACAAAUGGAGAGAAGCUGCCAAUCUCUUCCAAGUCGGUCUUUCUUACAUGUCUGUGGUGCAUCUAAAUCCCUCAUUCCGAAACCAAGAAGAAAAAAAAAAGAAAAAUAAUAACCUCACUCUUUCAGAGGGAACGAAAGAACCACUUUGUUAGCUUAACAUUUGUAGCGUGUUUUUAUUUUUUAAUAGUGCUUUUUUUUUUUUUCUUUAACUGUUUAUUUUACAAAAAGAGAGAGAAGAUAAUGUGUCUGUCAUGUUUUGCAAAGAUAAAACCUGUAGGGAUGCACCGCUAACCAAUCCUGAUAAGAUCCAAGGCUGAAAUACGGGGUCGCUGACUAUUUUUCUUCAAAGUCAGAUCAGGUUUUUGCCUUUUUUUCAUAUAUUAUAAGAUUUCAACUUCUUCAAAUUUCUCAAAAACAAAUUAAUUUGACUAGGAUGAUUCUUGGAAUCUGUAUCGGUGGAAAAGUGGCAUUAGUGCAUUCCUAAAUUUAAAAAAAACAAAAAAAAAAAGUUAAAAGUUAUUUGUUAAAUUACAGCUCCCCGCUACUUCAUUUAUUUCAAAGUUUCUACGGUAACAAAUAGGAUUACAGUUCACACUGGUUUUUUGGCUUUGAACAUGGACUUGUUUUAAGUAAUUUUUUUUCAAAGUGUAACAGAAUCCAACAGUCUCACUUAUUAAAACACACUCAUAGUAGGGACUAACAGUAAAACCAGUUAAAACACUUUGUCACACUUUUUUUUUUACUAAUUACAGAAAAUAGGGAGCUGUAACUUAAAAUAUUGCAGUAAAAACCAACCAACCACAUUUUUUUAGGAAUUUUUAUGAUUCUUGUCUUUUAUUUUUCUGUAAGUAUAGUUAUUAUUCAUCCACAUUCCUCGUGUGUUGACUCAUCUUUGAGUCAGUUUGUUUUCAGUUCAAUUCACUUUUAACUUCACUCUAAGGAAAAUAAGAUGUUUUACCAUUUGAGGCUGGAAUGAGAGGAAUCUUAACUUGGUCUGAGAGUUUAACAUAUUAUGCAUGAUGAGAAGUAGAAUUCAUUGUUGAGUUUUAAAUUUUAUUUUUACUGAAUGAAAAUGAGUUUAAACUGAAAAUGAACUGACUUUAAAGCUGGCAUAUACAACUUUCUGUACAGUUAAAAAACAAAACAAAAGGAAAGUUAUUAGAUGGGAGCAGCUUUUCGUUAGCUAUGCGCUGUCCCUCGGCCCGCCCCACUGUAUGACACUAACCAUUCCUAUUGGGCUGCAGGGAAGCCAUUUUUGAUUUGGGAGAGAGGACCAGUAAACUGAAUGAUUAUUGGGAGAUAGAGGUUGCGCUGUGCAACGCCAACUUGCGUUUUAGAUGAAAGUGGGAAAAGAAUUUGAACGUUGAAUUUGCAGGUCAGGCUUUUUUAUGGCGAGGGCAAGCUUCAGUCAUGUUACUUGGCAUCCUGCAGCUAAUUGAAGUAGUUUUGAUAUUCUUCUGACAAUGUUUAAACACAAUCUGAGAGUGUUGUGCUACCAACUCCACAGGUACCAAAGCCACUAGAAGAAAAAAAAAGAACAGUCUCGCAUUCAGACUUGAUUUCUGGUUCUCUGUCACUGUCUACCAGUGCCAUAGUUCAGCACUUAAUUUAACUCCUGACUUCAUUUCAUAGCAACCAAACUCUCUAAGAACGAGGAGAUCUGGCAUUACAUUCAGCAUAUCUUCAUACACGAGUAUCUUGAGCAAGUCUGAAUAGAAGGCUACUGUGUUAAUUGGUUUGAGGGUGUGUAGAUAACAGAUGAUUUGGACUCGUACAGCAUGUCUUGAUAAGAUUCUCUUCAACCUGAUGCUGGCUGUGUUUUAACUGUUUCACCACAACCAAAUAUUGCAGUAUCAAUGUGAUUUUUGUUGUAUCCUUCAUCAUUGCACCAUAAAAAAAAACCUCCACUCUAAAUCUUUCAGUAUGCUAUUAAGAGUACACACAGAAACAGUUACAACAUAACAGUAAACAAGCAGCCCAAAGGGAAGUGCUCUUGAAAUCCCUAAAUGGAAUCUCAUGAUGUUUUAUUCAUUUGUGUAAAUAAUCGUGGCAUGAAAUGCGUUUCAAACAAGGUCCGCUUGGUCUAAACGCAUUUAGUUGACAGAUUUUUAGUGUGAGCAGUGAAAAAAACAAACAAACAAAAAACACACUUUCAAUCCAACUGAUAAUCAAAAAGAAAAGUGCCACAGAUAAAUGUAAAAAAAACAAACACAUUCCAUAUUGACGUGCCUACAUUCGUCCACAUCCUGUCUGACUGGACAUCAUUUGAAUUGGGGUCAAAUAAUAAUUAAUGUUUUUACACACUCUUUUCACAUUUGAAAUUCCAUAAAAACAAAUCAAUUGAACAGUUUUAGCCAGAUAUGUGAUUUUAUUUGUAACAGCAGGGGAACAUUAUUAUGUACCUCUUGAUUUGACUCUUUUUUAAAAAAGUUGUUGUCCGGACAACGGAGUGGUAAUGACUGUCUAGGCCGUCUUUUGGGAAACACUGGUCUGACCUCUACUAUGCAGUUAAAUGACAUUCCAGAUGAGGGUGAAACAUUAACCUCUAACCCUCUUACAAAGAGACAGUAGCAGAAAACAAUAAAAAAUAAAAAGAACACUAGGCAGCUUUGGAGGCUUUCGCUGUUCCAAAAAAAAACAAAAAACAAGUCUUUUAAAAAAGCAUCGGCUCUAUCACAACUGUAUUUGUAGCUUGCAUUUCUCAUCAUUUGUCGUAUUUUCUCUGUGAAACUGAUCUAGUUGUUGAAAGACAGGAUUUAUUGUGCUCCUUCUUGGAAAUUUUCUAAUAUUGUCACAGUGUUUUUUGACGUUAAAUGAACACCACUACAAAUCAAAUUUUCUGCCACCAUUUUCCGUUUUUGUACUUCUGUGCUCGAGGCGUUACCUGUUUAAGGUUACGCCUCCGGGCUCUGUUUUAACCAAUCACAGGAGCUGUGGGGCGGCUGCGAGGUCAGGUUUUCCAAAAAAAAAAUGGUAUUACAAAUGAAUGUGUGGCCAACAGCAACUUUUAUUAAAUGAAAAAAACAGCACAGACAGAGUUGGACUGUUGAGAGUUUUUUUUAAAGGCAGCUCCAUGAAGUCACUACAUGGAUACUGAUGAUGAAUCUACGCCAGCUGAUUUUAAAUGUAUGUAAGGAUUUCAACAUGGUAAAUAACAACAUGCUGCCCUCAGAUAUUUGUCUAAUUCAAAGUGUACUACGUUCUUUACAGUUAUAUCUCAGGCUUUGUACUGCAGUUUGGCCAAAUGGUACAGUUUAAAAUGAAUUCAAACCAGCACCAUUUUCUAUUUUAACAAAGUAAAAACUCACUGGCAAAAAAAAAAAAAAAAAAAAAAACUUUAUUAAAAAAAUAAUAAUUUUGGAAAACCAACCAGCUGCCUCAUUGCUCCCUCUUAGCCAACCAAUGAUCACUGGUAGGGUUUUUUUUUUCUAUCUACAGUAGCAGCUUAAUUGUCUUGUGUCUCCCCAUACACAGCCACUCCUCCCCUGUGUAACACUGUUUAAAUAAAGGAUUGUUAUACUCUGAA
This is a messenger RNA of Scomber japonicus (chub mackerel), 7033 nucleotides long. RefSeq names its product erythrocyte membrane protein band 4.1 like 2 (gene epb41l2). Gene Ontology annotation, cellular component: cytoskeleton; plasma membrane. Gene Ontology annotation, biological process: cortical actin cytoskeleton organization. Lineage: Eukaryota; Metazoa; Chordata; Actinopteri; Scombriformes; Scombridae. Gene Ontology annotation, molecular function: structural molecule activity; actin binding. The record is from RefSeq and is a predicted model, not a curated record. The transcript has 23 exons. The coding region runs from base 279 to 3353 and encodes 1024 amino acids.